This is a messenger RNA of Egretta garzetta (little egret), 2375 nucleotides long. Its product is annotated as KIAA0513 ortholog. The record is from RefSeq and is a predicted model, not a curated record. Bases 99 to 1313 code for a protein of 404 amino acids. The transcript has 11 exons. Lineage: Eukaryota; Metazoa; Chordata; Aves; Pelecaniformes; Ardeidae.
CCCAGGCAUCCCGCCGGCGAUGGCCUCGACACCCCAGUGAGCGGCGAAAGUACAAGGACCGAGUCCCCCCCAGCACCGCCACGUCCCCCGGGAAAGCCAUGGACGCCCCCCUGGAUGUGCCCGUGGGGAACCUCAUCGAUUUUGCUGCCGAAACACCCCCCUGCAUCCCCUCAGAGCCCUCUCCUCCCCCUGUCCCCAGUGGCAAUGGGCACCUGGGGGAUGCGGGGGACGCGGCCGGGGAGGAGAGCGAUGCCACCGAGUCGGCGGACAGCGAGAAUGACAUGGGCGACUCUCCUGGGCACUGGGGUGGCUACCGCCGCUCCUCCUCCAACGAGUCCUUCUCCUCCAGCCAGAGCACCGAGUCGGCCCGGGACGAGGCGACGGCUGAGCGCCGGGAGUUCAUGCGGCACUACGUGGAGAAAAUCUUCUCCGGGGGAGAGGAUUUGGACCAAGAAGAGAAAGCCAGGUUUGGGGAGCUCUGCAGCGGCGAGAACGGGAAGGGCAGGGAGUGGUUUGCGAGAUACGUGAGCGCCCAGCGCUGCAACUCCAAGUGCGUCUCGGAGCAGACCUUCUACCGCCUGAUGCAGUCGUUCGCCCUCGUGCUCUUCGAGUGCCACCAGAUGGAUGACUUCAGCCCUGCCAAGAACCUCAUGACCAUGUGUUUCACCUACUACUACGUGGGCAAGACCCAAGUGCUGCCCUUGGAGGCCAAGGAGAAGCCCAUGGGCAGCAUUGACUCAUACCUGAAGUCGGCAAACAGCUGGCUGGCAGAGAAGAAGGACAUCGCAGAGCGGCUGCUGAAAAACACAUCGGCCAAGACGGAGAACGUAAAGGGCUUCUUUGGGGGCCUGGAGACCAAGCUGAAGGGUCCUACCACCAAAAAGAGCGACGAAGGUGAGGACAAACCAAAGGAGAAGCUGAAGAAGACGGUUUCCGUGCAGAGCCCAGAGGAGGAGAAGAAAGGAGAGAGGAUCUACCUGUACAUGCACCUCAAGCAGCAGCCCAUCUGGCACAACCUGCGGUUUUGGAAUGCCGCCUUCUUCGACGCCGUGCACUGCGAGCGCAGGAAGCGGUCCCCCACCACCAGGGAGAAGUGGUGCCACAUGACGCAGGAGGAGCGGGACGACAGCCUGCGCUUCAAUGAGAACAUCACCUUCGGGCAGCUGGGCACCUUCAUUCACAACAUGCUGGCGUUCGGCCUGAACAAGAAGCUCUGCAGUGACUUUCUGAAGAAGCAGGCGACCAUCGGCAAUUUGGAUGAAGAGCAAUACAAGCUGCUCAGCGACCACAUCGAGCAGAUGGCCACCGAGUAGCCGCCUGGCUGGCACGGCGGCAGGGAGAUGGUGGCCAGAGCAGGUGGGGAGGGGAGAGGAACACACCUCCAGGGCUACCUGAAACUGAAGCUGGGCUACUUAAAAAAAACCCCAGACAAACAAACAAAAAUCACACAGACAAGCUGCAAUAAAACCUGCAUGAUCGUCCGCCAAACUUUAGAGCUGCACCAGGGCAGCCUGUAGAAAUAGAAGGCAAACAGCCAUCCCCCUCCCUCGCCAGACCCUCCCGCAUCUAUUUUCAGAGUAGACAGUCCCAAAAGUGUAUUUUGUCAGUUAAAAAAAAACCAAAACCAAACAAAAACCAAGAGAAAAGCAAAAAGAGAGCAACUGCUGCAGCCCCGGUGUGUUUAUGGGAGCUGGAUCCCUGUCUCCAGCCCCCCCCGUGAAACUCUACCUGCGGUCUUGGGUGUUUCAUGGCACGAUGGCAGCGGGUGCAGAGCUGCCCGAUGUCUUUGCUGCUCGAUGUCUUUCCGAGGCUGCCCUGGGUGGUGGUAAAUCCGGAGGAAUCCAAGGCUGCGACUCUCCUGCUGCUUUUCCCCGCUGGGCGAAGCACAAGGGAGGCUGGAGCUGGACCAGGGAUGCGGGAGGUGAUGGCAGGGACCGCAUCCAGCUGUGGGGGCCGCAUCCAGCCACCGAGGGAAGCCACUGCCGGGGGAAGCAGCCGCCUCUGCCUCCGCUUUCGCCCAUCUCCCUCCGUAGCGAGGCACUGGGUGCUCGCAGCGCCUGGGUUUGUCCUGGAAAUGCAGGAGCCGGCUGCUGAGGAUGGUGAUGGGAUACAGCAGCCGACGGGAGGCUCUGGGUCAGUCUGGCAACAGGUUGUGUUGUGUUGUAUAUCCAGGGGUGUCACCGUCGGCCGGGGAUGUGGGCAGUGCCGGGGCUCACUGGGAGCGGAGAUAGGGCUGGCAAAGUGCUGCUGCCUUCCUCGGUAUAAGGCUCCUUGGGAGCCGGAGGGAAAUCCUUCCCUUGGGAAACCUUCCCUGUGCUGCCCAGGUGGUUUUGAACCUCUGGGCAGAGAGAAAACACAGUUUGCCCUGUAUCAUU